CGGGACGGCUGCCCAGUGAAGCCCCGGGAAUGGAUUCAGAGAGUGGGCCCCAUGUGGGCAGGACUGGUCCCACAAGAUGUCCUCAGAGUGGGCAGCUCCUCAAAACAAGAAGACGCACCCUUUGAGGACACAAUGCAGGUACAGCUCUAGAAUUCUCCACUCUAGAACCUGCCCCUCUUCUCCCAGAGCUGCCCCCCCUGCCCCGUCCAGAGCUGUGCCAGCCCCCGCCCUGAGCUUGCAGCCCCAUCACUCCCUGCCUCUGCCACAGUCCCAGCAAGUCUUCAGAAGGGUGGCUGCUGCCUCAAGAGGGACUCAGUUCCCACCCAGCACCCCCUACCACCCUGGCCCCUGCCCUCUGACACAAGUCAGGUCUCAGCUGUGCUCCCCAAGACUGGUGAAACUGGACCACCACGCCCCCUUCCAUGCACUGCCCUCCGAGAAGGGCAGCAGCAGGCAGACGCUGGAUCAGAGAACCUUCACGGAGCAGGUGUGUGAGUGCAAGGACAAUGGCUACCUGCUCUCCUCCAAGAAGAUCGGUUCUGGGGCCUUCUCCAAGGUGUACUUGGCUGAUGCCACCCACGAGCGCAUGCACCACAACCCCAAGCUGUCCUCCGACCUGCAGGGCAAGCGCCACACCAUGGUAAGACAGGCUCACCUCCCUCCCCAAGGGGCUCCAGUGCCCCCCAGCAGGCCCUUCCGUGUCCAAACCCACUCAGGCACCAUCCAGCUGCUCUGGCUUCCUCCGCCUGAGACUCUCCCCAGUCCCAUUUCCUCCCCAGAGGCCUCCCCGGGGCUCCUGCAGGCUGACCAUCCCCUGUUCCCAAACCCCUUGAACACAGAGUACUUGGCACAGGAGGGAGCAGAGAGGUCAUCACUGCCCUCCAAGGGCACUGCUCACCCAGCGUCCCCCCUGAGGAUUCCAGCAAAGUGUAUAAAGGACAGGGGCCUGCCCUACCACAGCCAGCCCCUCAAGGGCCAAGUCUCACACAGCAAGCGCCCUCCACCCUACAGAUAGCUAUCAAGAUCGUCUCUACAACCGAGGCCCCGGUGGAGUUCUCCCACAAGCCCCUGCCCCGUGAGAUCUCUGUCACUCAGCGCUACCUACGAGCACCUGAACCUGUGGGCAGAGGCCUGGACACAGCCUGUCCCCACUCUCCGCCUCCCCAAGGGUAGCUCUCCCCAGCCAGCUGCCUGCCCCAGGCCUAUCGCCCCCUCCCACCUUGGACCUCCCUUUCGCCCCAGGGCUGGAGCCCAGCCCCAUCCUGAAACCUGUAUCUGGUACCCUUGACAGUUCCAGCACACCCUUGGCCCUGCCUCAGGGUGAUGGCAGGUGUGUGGGCUGCAGGUGCAGCUGUAUGAGACCUAUCAGAGCAGCCAGCUCGUGCUGGGGCUGGUGGCCUGGGGCGACUUGCUGGAGCACAUCAACGCUGCAUUGGAUCACCUCUGCCGCCCAGGGCCGGAGGAGAAGGAAGCCCUCGGACUUUUCUGGCAGCUAGUUAGUGCCAUGGCACACUGCCACAGCGUGGGCAUCGUGCACCAGUGAGGGCAGGGCCGACUGUCUGCCCACAUGCACAGAGAGGCCCACUUGAGCCCAAGCCAGCCCCACCUCCUGCCUCCCCACUCCCAUGCAGGGACCUGAAGUGCGAGAACAUCCUGCUGGAAGACCACGGCCUUCUCAAGCUGACCAGUGAGCCCACAGCCCCCACCCUGACCCCCAGCCUGGGGUUGAAUGCCUCCACAUGCAGGGGCCCACACCCCACGCUUGUCCCAGCCAGGCCCCUGCCUUCAGCCCUCCCAGAAGGCCUGCAGGCCACCCUUAUCCUCGGGCCUGAGGCCACUGGCCUAACCCCCACAUGUGCCCCCAGAUCAGGCCCACCUCAUCCACACCCACCCCCUUGCUGUCGGCUACACACUGCAUGCAACCCCACAAACCUCCGCAGCCAUCCCUGCAGACUGGCGUCCUCAAGUCCCUCUCCCUGCACCCCUGCCCCUCAUGCAUAGUGCCACCCUCCCCCACGCACCUCUUACAGAUUUUGGCUUCGCCAGCUGCAUAGGGCCCAGGAACUCACUGCUCAGCACUUUCUGCGGCUCCCCAGCCUACACAGCCCCAGAGAUCCUCAUGACAGCAAGUAUAGCGGGGAGUGGGCCGACCUGUGGAGUCUGAGUGCCCCCAGGGCACCCCAACCCUGUGGCCAGGGCCCACGGGAGGGCUACGGAGGGGCCACACCCUUAAGAGCUCAUGCCCCCAGAGGUGUCAUCCUCUAUGCCAUGGUGAGUGGGAAGCUGCCCUUCAAGGAGCGCUAGCCCCACUGCAUGCUGCACCUCAUGCACUGCGGUCCCACCUUCUGGCCAGGUCUGUUCCCAGGUGAGCACCACCCCAUCACCCUCCCACACCUAGCUCAGGCCUAGAGAGCAGCAGUGAGGGAGACCUGGACUCCCAGGAGGGUAGUCCGGCGUGGUGGAAGAGACUGAAUCUGGCAUCCUCCCCACUUAGGCUGGGAAGCGUUUGGUCCACGCACGGCAGUGACAAGUGCUGGGGAAGCUGGGCUGUGGAGGACCUGACUCAGAAUGCAAUUCAGGAAAGGCAGUGGCUGCGAACCUGAGCUCUGCACUAGUCCAGGGCACACUGCCUUGCCCCUCUAUGCCUCAGUCUCCCCACUGGUGAAAGGACUGACCCCUCUAAGCUGCUGGCACUGCUGGCAGUGAUGUGCAUGGGGUGAGGGUGGGUGCCGGAGGUGGUGAGAGGCUGCAACCGUGAGCUCUUGCCCAGUGCCAGGACUUGAUUCGGGGGCUGCUGUAGCUGCACCCAAAUGCAUGCCUGGGCCUGCAGCAGGUGGUUGCACACUGCUGGAUGCUGCCUGCAGCGAAUACGCUCUUCCUCAGUGCUGUGCCAGGUGUAGUGUGGCCCUGUGGGUGAGCAACUGAGCAGCACGUGGUCUCUCUGCACUCCACCUGACCCCACCGUGGCCCCUUGCAGAGAAGCAGGUGCAGUCCCAACUCCCAGCAUCCGUGGAUGACCUGGAGCCUGGCACAGACUUAAGAGUGCCAACAGCCAGUCCUGCAGCUGCACUGCCCCCAGCAGGGCAUCCCCAAGGAGAAUGUGGGCCCUGAGCUCAGGCCUCCAGAAGCGCACCCCAGAAGAGGGGUGGGUUCUGCCCAGCUGGUGCU
Messenger RNA from Nomascus leucogenys (northern white-cheeked gibbon), 3168 nucleotides. RefSeq lists its product as uncharacterized. The transcript is spliced from 2 exons. Lineage: Eukaryota; Metazoa; Chordata; Mammalia; Primates; Hylobatidae. The coding region runs from base 77 to 1015 and encodes 312 amino acids. The record is from RefSeq and is a predicted model, not a curated record.